GUAGUUCUAUGAGCUAUGAAAUGUCAGUUGCUUCAGGAUUUGACAUGGUUGACAUUUAAAACGGAGAGAAUAUUUUGUUAAUGUGUAUUUUGAAUAAUGUUUUGAGUGUUUCUGAUUUAUAAUCGGCCAUAAAUGUGUAUGAUAAAAUUGAGAUAAAAUAACAAUAGGAAUUCGAAUGGAAAGUAGAAUUAUUUCGAUGUAGGUCCGUAUUUUGUAUUUAAUGUUUUGACAAUAAUCAUCGCACACGGAAGACAUGCCAAAUGAAUUAUUGGGGGAAGUCAAAUCGGCCAGUCAACAGUGUUUACGGAAUUGUUAAAAUACGGCGUUUAUUAACUCAGGUGGAUGGGGUGAAGAGAAGCUGUGCUCUUUCUUUUGUGAUGACCACACUAGUGCAAGCAAGAUAGGAGCCCCACAGCAGGAUGGAUGGCCUGAGGGCCUUGGACGUGAUGUCCCUACUGCAGGAGCGGCUGGCCGUGCUGACGGGUGGCAGGGACCGGCGGGGUGGGCCCGUCCUCUGCUUCCCGGCCACCCCCAAGAGGGAGCGCGCCAAGCCCGACGACUACCGCCGCCUGCUGCAGUACCUCGUAGCCAUCCCGUGUGACGAGGCGCGGGAGCUGGGCUUCACGGUCGUGAUCGACAUGCGGGGGGCCACUUGGAGCACGGUCAAGCCCAUCCUGAAGGUGCUGCAGGAGCACUUCCCUGGCUCCGUGCACGUCGCCCACAUCAUCAAGCCCGACAACUUCUGGCAGAAGCAGCGCACGUCCCUCGCCAGCCACAAGUACAAGUUCGAGACAAACAUGAUUAGCGUGGAAGCGUUGUCAAAAAUCAUUGAUACGGGCCAGAUGACGUCCGACCUUGAAGGGACGCUGCAUUACGACCACUCGCAGUGGAUUGACAUGAGACUGGCGCUGGAGGACUUUGUGUGGCAAGCGGCCGACCUGCUGGACCGACUGGACGACCUGCAGGAGGACCUGAGCCGCAGCGACUUCGCCGACGACGUGGCGGGGGCCAAGCACAGCAUCGACCUGCACGCCGAGAUGAAGAAGAAGAUCAUGAAGGCACCCGUCGAAGAUAUCGACCUCAUCGGCCAGAGAUUACUGCAAAGGUUGUCCGGGGACUCGAACAGCGGCUACGACUCGGGCUACUCGGGGAGGGACAGCGAGGCGAGCUCCGUCGUGGCCAACCCGGACCUGCAAGCCUCGGUGCCCCAGAUCCUGCAGAACCUGGAGGCCAUCCACACGUCGCAGCAGCACCUGCUCCAGCUGUGGCACCACAAGAAGCUGAAGCUGGACCAGUGCUUCCAGCUGCGGCUGUUCGAACAAGACUGCGAGAAAAUGUUUGACUGGAUAUGUCAUAAUCGUGAUGUUUUUCUCAUGAACUAUGUAGAAAUAGGCCAUUCGUACAAAUUAGCCAAAGAACUUCAAGAGGAACACAAUCACUUUACAAUGAGUUCAAUGAACGUUUAUGUAAAUAUAAAUCGAAUCCUAACUGUAGCAUCGCGGCUCAUCGAGAGCAGCCAUUAUGCAGCACAACAAAUUAGGACAUUAGCUGCGAGACUAGAUAGGACGUGGAAGGAGUUUGCAGCUGGUCUCGAUGAGAGAACAUCUGUCUUAGCUCUUUCUGUAGUCUUCCAUCACAAAGCUGAACAGUACGUGGAGAGCGUGGGCAACUGGAACCAGGCGUGCGAGAACAUGAGCAUCCCCAGCGAGAUCAUGGUGCUGGAGACGGCCAUCCACCAGCACCAGAGCCUGUACGAGUCCAUGUGCCAGGCGUACACGGAGGUGUACAAUUCUUACCAAGCUUUGCUCAAUGGACUGGACCUGUUGGUUCAGUCGUCUCAGUGUCGCACUCCGACAUCAAAUACCGCAAAUGAUAAUGUUACCAACAAAAAUGUUCAUAGCACUAGCAAAAAGCUGCUCUAUCAGCUAGACCACCUGGUGCAGAUCUGUCACCAGCCAGGAAUGGAGGUGGCCUCUCGAAAACAUAAUUCAAGAAGAAAGCUGAAAGGUCAAACAGUGGCGGCGGACGGCCAGGGGGCGUACGAGACGAGCAGCCGGCACCCCAGCAACCCCGCGGCGGACUACUCCGAGGGCGCGAGCCACGUGCUGGCGGUCAUCCACCAGAUACUCAACCACCACCGGGCCCUCGAGCAGAAGUGGCACGCCAAGAAGAUCAAGCUGCACCAGCGGCUGGCCCUCCGGCUUUUCCAGGAGGACGUGAAGCAGGUUCUUGAUUGGUUGGCCAACCACGGGGAGGUUUUCCUCAGGAAGAAUGUUGCGAUUGGUCGUAACCUGCAGAAAGCACGAGUGUACCAGAAGAGUCACGAGCAUUUUGAAAAUGUGGCGCAGAACACGUACACCAACGCCGAGAAGCUGCUGACGGCAGCGGAGGAGUUGGCGCAGACAGGCGAGUGCAACGCCGACGAGAUCUACUCCGUGGCCCACGAGCUAGAGAGCCACGUGACCAGCUUCGCGGCGCGCGUCGAGCAGCGGCGACGGCGCCUCGACCUCGCGGUGCUGUUUUACACCCGCGAGAAGGAGCUGAGCAGCUGGGCGGACGAGCUGCGGCAGGAUGUGCAGAGCGACGAGGCAGCCGACACCCUGGAGGUGGCGGAGAGGCUGCUAGAGCAGUGCGGGCAGCAACGGGCGUCCUCCCUCGACCUGUGCGUGGCCACCGUCGCGCAGGGCGAGACCCUCCUCAAGGAGCUCAGGAACGCGGGCGUCACGCCGGAGAUGGACUCGACGGGCUCGAUGGCGGCGGUGGAGUCGGCGCUGGACCGCCUGGGCAAGCAGCGCGCUGAGCUGGACGAGCUGUGGUCGGCGCGCCGCCUCAAGCUGGACCUGAGCCUGCGCCUGAGGCUGUUCGAGCGCGACGCCCUGGAGGCGUCGUCACGCCUGGAGCGCUGGUCGGAGGAGCUGGGCCGCGCGGAGCUGGGGCGCGACGCGGCGCAGGCCGAGCAGCUGCUGCGGCUGCACGGCGAGGGCGUGGCACGCAUGCAGGCCGCCGCCUUCCAGGUGCUGCAGCAGGGGCAGGAGCUCGCGCAGGCGCUGGAGACCUCGGGGCUGUCGCUGAUGGCGGACAGCCAGUACACGGCCCAGACCCGGGUCCAGGUGCUGCUGGAGUUCCUGCACGAGCGGGAGAUGGACCUGGAGGACCUGGCCGAGAUGAAGCGGGUCAAGCUGGAGCAGUGCGUCCAGCUGUGCCAGUUCCAGACGGACGCCAACCAGGUCAUCAGCUGGAUACGCAACGGUGAGGCAAUGCUGAUGGCCAGUUUCUCCAUCCCCAGCUGCCUCCAGGAUGCAGAACAGCUGAAAAAGGAGCAUGAGCAAUUCCAAGUGGCGAUCGAGAAGACACACACGUCAGCGGUGCAGGUGAAGCACCGGGCGGAGUCGCUGAUCAGCGCGAACCACUACGACCCGCAGAGCAUCCGGGAGAUAGCGGAGGAGGUGACCAAGAGGUGGCAGCAGCUGGUCACGUGCGCCGAGGAGAGGCACAAGCUGGUCACCGCCAGCCUCAACUUCUACAAGACCGCGGAGCAGGUGUGCUCGGUGCUGGACAGCCUGGAGCGGGAGUACAAGCGCGACGAGGACUGGUGCGGCAGCUCGUGCGACAAGCCCGGGGGCGGCGGCGGGGGGCCGGCGGGGGGCAGCAGCCCGGGCCCCGACAAGUGCGCGCUCAUGGCCCAGCUGGUGGCCAAGCACCAGGAGCAGAAGGAGGCCUUCCUGAAGGCCUGCACGCUGGCGCGCCGCACCGCCGAGACCUUCCUCAAGUACACCGGGCGCAGCCUGCAGUACUACAGCUACCAGGGCGAGGCGGGCACCCGCAACGCCGAGAACCGGGUCAAGAACAUCCUGGAGAAGCUGCUGAGCCAGGAGAACAAAGUGCUGGAGCACUGGACCCAGUGCAAGAAGCGGCUGGACCAGUGCCAGCAGUUCGUGCUGUUCGAGCGGUCGGCGAAGCAGGCCAUCGAGUGGAUCCACGACACGGGGGAGUUCUACCUGUCCACGCACACCACCGUCGGCCAGAACAAGGAGGAGACCGAGACCUUGCUGUCGGAGCACAACGAGUUCAAGGGCACGGCCAAGGAAACCCGGGAGCGCGUGAAGCUGUUGAUCCAACUGGCGGACAGCUUGGUCGAGAAGGGCCAUGCGCACGCCAGCGCCAUCAAGCAGUGGGUGGCAGCUGUCGACAACCGCUACAAGGACUUCAGCUCCCGCAUGGAUAAGUAUCGAGCGCAGUUGGAGUGCUCGCUUGGCAUCCUAGCAGAAGGCGAGAGCAGGCAAGAUUUGUCCAUAGACAGGAACUCCGAUCCUCUCCUGGAGACAAAGUUGAAGGAAGUCGCUAGUAAGGAACUGAAAGAACUGAACGAGGACAAGAGGAAGUCUGCUCGCAGAAAAGAAUUCAUCAUGGCUGAACUGUUGCAGACAGAACGUACAUACGUUAAGGAUCUCGAGUUGUGCAUAAAGAGCUUCCUUGUGGAGAUGAGAUCAAAUUUGAAUGUACCGCCUGCAAUACAGGGGAAAGAGGAUGUCAUCUUUGGGAACAUGGAAGAAAUUUAUGAUUUCCAUAACAAUGUGUUCUUGAAGGAGCUGGAAAAGUACGAGACUAUGCCGGAAGAUGUUGGACAUUGUUUUGUGACUUGGGCGCAGAAGUUCGACAUGUACGUGCAGUACUGCAGGAACAAGCCGGAGUCGAACAGCGUGCUGGUGCAGCACGGCGGGUGCUUCUUCGAGGAGCUGCAGAAGGCGCACCGCGUGGAGCACCCCAUCGCGGCGUACCUCAUAAAGCCCGUGCAGCGCAUCACCAAGUACCAGCUGCUGCUCAAGGACUUGCAGUCGUGCUGCGAGGAGGGCCAGGGCGAGAUCAAGGACGGCCUGGAAGUGAUGCUGAACGUCCCGAAGAAGGCCAACGACGCCAUGCACCUCUCCCUGCUGGACGGCUGCGACGUCAGCCUGGACAAGCUGGGGGAGGUGAUCCUGCAGGACACGUUCCACGUGUGGGACCCCAAGCAGAUCAUCCGCAAGGGGCGCGAAAGGCACAUUUUCCUGUUCGAGCUGUACCUGCUGUUCAGCAAGGAAGUCAAGGACUCCAACGGCAAGGCCAGAUACCUCUACAAGAACAAGCUGAUGACAUCUGAGCUGGGUGUGACGGAACACAUAGAGGCAGACGAGUGCAAGUUUGCUGUGUGGACGGGCCGAGCUCCAAUAUCGGACUACAGGAUAGUGCUCAAAGCGGGCAGCCUGGACAGCAAGCAGAGUUGGGUGAAGAAGCUGAGGGAGGUGAUCCAGGAGACAUACUUCAGCACCGCCCUGCCCCUCAGCAUGCCCAAGAGCCCGGCCAAGCUCAAGCCCGGCAGUCAGCGGUCCAGUCGUGACCUAGAGGAUUCUACAUCAUUGGAUGACAGUGUUGAGAAUUUGGAUAGGGGCUCGCUGGCAUCAUUUGGAUCCGGGAACACAACAGACUCGGAUAAGGCGGCCGGGGUCGAGAUGACGUGGGUGAUCGCGGACCACGUGGCGCCGGCCGGCUCGCAGGAGCUGAGCGUGCACAAGGGCCAGCAGGUGGAGGUGCUGGAGGUGCGGGCCGCUUCGCCCGACUGGUGCCUGGUGCGCGCGCCCGCGGCCGGCGGCGGCGGCAUGUCCGGCGGCGGGGGCGGCGCGGACUCGCCGCCCGAGGGGCUGGUCCCCCUCGCCGUGCUCAAGCAGCCGCCCGCCGGCCUCAAGACCUCGCCCUCGCGCCGCGCCGAGUGCGACUCCUCCGAGCCCGGCACCAGCGAUGGAGGUCCGGGCCAGUUGACGACCAGUUCGCCCGUCAACAAGAGGAGGGUGUUCAGCGGGAGGAAAUGGCUGCCGCCGCCCCUCAGGAAGCUGAGCCAGGGCAAGGGGGAGAAGGGCGCCGUCGCUACGCCACCGGACCGACCGCCACUCAAGAAGACGGGCUCCGAUAAGCGCUUCAAGCUGCCGUCAAAUGACAUGGGCAACAAGCAGGUGAUCGCGGCGCCGGGCGACGACGAGAGACCCCGGCGUCCCGCCGCCGCCGCCGCCGCCGGCUUCCCCGACCAGAACGGCGAGGAGGGCGAGGAGGAGGUGGAGCUGCCGCCGCCCAUGAAGCCCAUCGCCGAGCCCAUCCUGCCCAGCGCCGCCGCCGCCGCAGCCGCAGCCGCAGCAGCCGCCGCCGGCCCCGACGAGAGCCAGGGCAAGCGGGAGCAGCACACGGAGAACCAGGAGCGCAACAGCCUGCUGGGCCACGAGGAGGGCAAGGCGGCGGCGGCGGCGGCGGCGGCGGGGCGGGAGGGCGGCUGCAGCGCGGUGCUGGACAAGGGGGGAGGAGGAGGAGGAGGAGGGGACGCGGCGAUGGCCGCCCUGCAGCAGCGCGAGUACGUGCUCCGGGAGCUGGUGGAGACGGAGCGGGACUACGUGCGGGACCUGCGGGAGGUGGUGGAGGGCUACAUGGCCCUCAUGAGGGACCCGGACUGCGAGGUGCCGCUCCCGGACGACCUGCGCGGCGGCAAGGACAAGAUGGUGUUCGGCAACCUGGAGGCCAUCUACGAGUGGCACCGCGAUUUCUUCCUCAAAGCACUGGAAAGGUGUAUCCACAACCCAGAGGAGCUGGGACCACUGUUCAAGCGCUACGAACGCAAACUGCACAUGUACGUUGUCUACUGCCAAAACAAGCCGGUGUCGGAAUACAUAGUGUCAGAGUACAUUGACACGUACUUCGAGGAACUGCGCCAGAAGCUGGGCCACAAGCUGCAGCUGUGCGACCUGCUCAUCAAGCCGGUCCAGAGGAUAAUGAAGUACCAGCUGCUGCUGCGAGACGUCUACAAGUACACGGAGCGAGCCGGCCUCGUCGCGGAGACGGAGGCACUGCAGCAGGCCAUGCACGUGAUGCACGUCGUGCCCAAGUCCGCCAACGACAUGAUGGACGUGGGACGCCUGCAGGGCUUCGACGGCAAGAUCACAGCGCAGGGCAAGCUACUGCUUCACGGGCUGCUGGUCUGCUGCGACAGCAAUUCCUCGUUCAGCCUCAAGUGCAGGGAGCUGCAGGUGUUCCUGUUCGAGCAGAACAUCAUCUUCAGCGACGUGGUCGGCAAGAAGACGCAGUUCACCAACCCCCGCUACAACUACCGGGCCCACAUACAGGUGAACAAGAUGAGCCUGGAGGAGAACGCGGACGAGAAUGACCCCUGUAAAUUCUUGAUCCGUUCGACGGAUCCUCGUUCGCACAACGUUGGCUUCUUGUGUCAAGCUCCGUCGAAAGAAAGCCGUGACGAGUGGGUUUCGACAAUACUCAAAAUACUUCAGACUCAAAAAGACUUUCUGAAAGCUAUUCAGUCGCCAAUCGCUUAUCAAAAGGCUAAAGAGGUUUUGCACCACAGCUCGGCCCCCAACGUCAGUUCCCCGCCGAGGAGGGAGCCGUCGCUGGAAGCCGCGGACGGUCGGACGGACUCCGGGCCCUCGCCGGGCCAGGGCGACCGCAGCAGGUCCGCGAGCGAGAAGAGCUGCCGGACGCACAGCCCCACCAAGCAGAGGCUCAACAUCUUCAACGGGUUCAGGAACACCCUGCGCAGUCGGAACAGGGGCGGGGGAGGGCCCUGUCUCGACGACGGCGACUGGCCGGAGCCGGCGAGAGGCGUGAGCUCCCCGCUCGGUCAGCGCGAGCGUCGGUGGUCGGAAGCGGGUUCUCCUCCCAACGUGGCCGGUGCGGUGAUCGCCCUCGGCUCGGUGGCGAAGGCGCUGUGCGAGUUCCGAGCCCUGGGCCCCAGCGACCUGCCCGUGGACAAGGGCGAGAGCGUGCGCGUGGUGGGCCACAGCCCCGGGCAGGGCUACCUGGUGCGGCACCAGGAGUCCGGGGAGGAGGGCUGGCUGCCCCCGCACGUCCUGUGCCCGCGGGCCGUCCGCAAGCCGUGGUCCUUCCGCCUCCGCAAGCACAGCUUCUCGGCGGGGGCCGGGCCCCGGGAGAGGCCCGAGCGGCGGGCGCCGGAGUUCCUGCGGCCGCCGGCCGAUGUGACGGCCCGCCGCGGGGACCGGGCGGAGCUGAGCUGCCGCCUGCGGCCGGGCGACGCCAGCGUCACGUGGCGGAGGCUGUCGGCCGACGCCGAGAGCGGGGGGACCGUGGUGAGGCGGGGCGCCCGCCUGGAGGACGGCGUGGCGUACCUCGUGCUGGAGAGCUGCCGGCCCGACGACGCCGGCGAGUACGUGUGCACGGCCUGCAACGAGGCGGGAAGUGCGACCACGUCCGCAUUCGUCCGUGUCGUGGGAUGGCCGGUGGAGAUGCAGACGUCCACUGGCUGCACUGGCCCGGUGGAGCCGGCAGACGGAGACCCGGCGGGCGUGGCAUCGCCGUCCGAGGAUGCGGACCGGUUCGGGCGCCGCUACGAGCAGCUUGGCGAGCUGGGGCACGGCCGGUUCUCGACGGUGCGCCGCGCCAGGGACAGGGGCACGUCGCAGGAGGUGGCCGUGAAGCAGGUGCCGCGCUGGCGGCAGCCCCACGAGGUGACGCGGGCCGAGUACGCCCUCAUGGCGGGACUGCAGCACGCCAACACCGUCAGGGCCCUGGCGCUCUUCGACAACGCUCCCCGCGCGGGCACCGACUCCAUAGUCAUGGAGCUAGUGAAUGGACCUUUGCUUUUCACAUACUUGUGUGAGCAGGAGAAAUAUACCGAGGAUACUGUGUGCAACUACAUGAAACAACUUGUGUCUUCUCUUGAAUAUCUUCAUCAUCAAAAUAUUGUUCACCUGGACGUUAAGCCGGAGAACGUGAUGGUGGACGUGGGCGGCAGGAGCCCCGUGCUGAAGCUGAUAGACUACAGCAGCGCCGUGCAGGUGGCGAGCAGCGAGGUGCUGCCGCCCUCCAACCUGGAGUUUGCCGCGCCGGAGAUGGUGCUGGGGCAGCCCACGUCCUGCCGCACGGACAUGUGGAGCCUGGGCGUGUUCCUCUACGUCUUCUUCAGUGGUUUGUCUCCUUUCCUCGACGACUCGCUGGAAGAGACGACCGCCAACAUCCUGAAGUGCGACUUCUGCUUCCCGGCCGAGUACUUCAGCGACAUCACGGACGAGGGCAAGGACGUCAUCAGCCGGCUCCUGGUCUCCUCCCCUUCUCGCCGCCUCGACGCCAAGGACUGUCUCGGCUGCCCGUGGUUCGGACAGGUGAACAGGAUAUGCGUGAUCCCAACAAAACGAUUGAUUUCUUUCAUGGAGCGGAGACAAGCCUUGACAAGACCGCAGUUACCAAUGUCUUCCCUCACUCACCUCUGAAGAAUGCAUAUCGAACUCUUAAUUGUUUUGUUUUGUGAUAAAAUACAAAAGUGGAAGAGAAGAAGUUUGUGAGUGCAUAUUUUGCUGAAAAAUAUUUCUAAUGACCCAACUUGUGCUUUCUUGCUAAUUUGCAAUACGUGUUUUGGCUGUGGAUAACAUAAUACUCUUUCCUAGUGUUUGAAUUUUGAUGCAGUCAUCGUUGUUAGAGUAAAUAUAAUGUGUAAGUGUAAUUUGUACCAAUGAAACCAAAGACAAUAAUAUACUGUACAUACUAUUGUGGCUUGUAACUAUUGAAUAGUAUUUGUAAGUAAUGAACAAUUAAGUGAUAUUGUACAUCUAAUAAUGAAUUCAUACUUGGUUAUAUAUUCUAUUUUUAAAAGUGAAAUAAGGUCAUGUUGCUUCAUCUUUAGUAAAUUAUAUCAUGGUGAUAAAAAUUUGAUUAAAAGACUAUUUUUAUACUGUUAUAACAAUUUUUUUAGCAAAUACAUUUUUUUUAAAUACUAUAUAAAUAGUUGAAGCAUCAAUGCUUUUGUGUUUGCUGACAAAAAAUUGCAGACUAGAUAAUAUUCAUCAAACAUGGUGUAAAAAUUUUACAAGCUAAAGUGUUUUUUCAUUGUGAAUUUUAUACUAAAACAAGAGUCCAUUCAGACAGUGUGAUUGAAAUAUUAAUAAAAUUGAGUCUGUUUACUA
Messenger RNA from Bacillus rossius redtenbacheri, 9944 nucleotides. RefSeq names its product kalirin (gene trio). Gene Ontology annotation, cellular component: cytoplasm; extrinsic component of membrane. Bases 420 to 9254 code for a protein of 2944 amino acids. NCBI's taxonomy places the organism in Eukaryota, Metazoa, Arthropoda, Insecta, Phasmatodea, Bacillidae. Gene Ontology annotation, molecular function: protein binding; guanyl-nucleotide exchange factor activity; protein kinase activity. Gene Ontology annotation, biological process: protein phosphorylation; axon guidance; intracellular signal transduction. The record is from RefSeq and is a predicted model, not a curated record. The transcript has 47 exons.